Tetrahymena thermophila SB210 is the source of this 2352-nucleotide messenger RNA. RefSeq names its product DNA polymerase family B exonuclease domain protein. The record is from RefSeq and is a predicted model, not a curated record. Gene Ontology annotation, molecular function: DNA-directed DNA polymerase activity; nucleic acid binding. Gene Ontology annotation, biological process: DNA-templated DNA replication. Lineage: Eukaryota; Ciliophora; Oligohymenophorea; Hymenostomatida; Tetrahymenidae. The transcript is spliced from 3 exons.
AUGUUUAUUCGUGAAAAGGUUAACGUUGAAGAACUAAAAUCAACCACCCUUAAAAUCCUAUCAGAUAAAAUAGAAUACAAUCAGGAUUUUAAUGAAAUUUGGUAAUUUGGAUUUACUGAAAAAAACUAAACUGUGCUGAUAAGAGUCAAACAAUUUAAUAAUGUAUUUUUUAUCUACACAUAAGAUAAAUUGGAAAAUAAUAAUAAGACAGAUGAUAUUAAAUAAUUGAUUUAGGAAGUGUUUAAAAAAAACGAGAUUGAGGUAAAGGAGUUCAAAAAUGAAACUCUUCUUUAUUAUAAAAUAGAAAUAUUGAAUGGAUCAUAUACUGAAUAACAACUUUAAGAUCAUCUCAAUAAGUUAGAUCUUGAGAAAUUAAAUCUAGCAGAUAAGGCAUAAUUUUUUAUUCCAAAAAUAGCUAAUUAGUUUUCAAUAAGUCUUCGCAUAAAUCCAAAGACAUUUUUAUCAUUUGAAGUUGAUGGAAAUUAAAAUUCUAUCAUAGAAAAUAAUAAAAUUUCUACUUGCUAAAUAGAAAUUGUAUCUAAUUAAUUCAAACCUAAAAUAUCUUUUGAUAAUACACUUUAUAAAUAAAUAUCUGAUAAUUAGAUAAUACUAAUAACUGAUCUCGAAAAUUUAGUAAUAGAGAAUGGAUUUGAUGCAAAUUCAUCUUAAAAAAAUCCUAUCUUUAUGAUUUCAAAUAUUAUCUUCAAGAAUGGCUAAAAAUAAAGUAAUAAAUAGAUAUUCACAACAUCAGAAACUAUGGAACUCGAUCCUUCUGUUUAAAUUAAAUAUUUUAAAAGUGAGUUGUAAAUGUUGCAAGCGUGGUUUGAUGAAUUAAACAUUAUUGAUCCUGAUGUUAUUACUGGAUUCAAUGUUCUUAAGUUCGAUUUAAGUUUUCUUUUUUUAAGAACUAAAUAUUUGAUUGAAUAGGAAAAGUCUGACUACAAAACUAUUAACUUUGGAAGAAUUCCUUCUAUUAAAUUAGAAUAUAAAAUCAUUGCUGAUUUUUUUUGUUGCAAAAAUUAUUUCUUUUUAAAAGAAGACAUUAAUAUUUUAGAAGCAUGUGGGAGAUAGGUAAUUGAUAAUAGUUGGUAUUUUAACCAUACCCAUGCUUAUAUUCCUUCACAUUAGAGGAGACUCAAAGAUUGGGCUUUUAGGUAUCUGGAUGACGAUUCUCAAAAGUUAGAAAUUAUGUAUAACGAGUUUCCAGAAUAUCUUUUUUCUAAAGACAUUAAAAAGAGAAGUCUACUUGGAGAAUAUAAUAUUAGAGACAAUUAAAUUGUUCAUGAUUUCUUUUUAAUGUUUAAUAUUUUUGAAUAUUAUAAAGAAAUGGGAUUUUUAAAUUCUAUUUUAACUCAAGAUUACCACAAUAAAAGUUUAACACCUCUAUACUUUAAUUAGCUAAUCAAGUCAUCUCAAAACCCUUUGAACUUUUAAAAUGAUGUUUUAGUUAUAUAAAGUAAUUAAUAAGACGAUUGGAAUAAAUUACAAACCUAAAUUUAACACCUACAAAAGUUAUAAAAGGUAAAAUUUAUAAUAAAUGAAGACACUUCACCACUUAUUUUCAAGCAAAUCAUUAUCUUGUAGGAUAAACUAAAAGUAGAAAACAUAACUUUAAAGUUCAGUAAUGGAGUAAAUAAUUUACCUUUUAGGUUAUCUAGUUUGUUAGCAAAUUUAGACUAAAAUACAACUAAAGUAUUGAAUCUUCAUUUAAAUUCUGAUUUUGAUGACUCAGAAUUUGAUUUUAUUGAAUCUUUCACUAAUCUACCCCCUUCUUUAUCUUCCCUUUACGUUAAAUUAAAUAACAAAGUUAAAUUAAUUAAUUAUGAAAAAAAUAUUAAUUUCAAAGCUAAUUAGAUAAGCAAAAUUGCGUUUGACUUUAAUUAAUUCCAAAGUUCAAAUCAAGAUUUUUUAAAAUUCUUAAAUAAGUUUUUGAGCACUCAACAAAAUUUAAGUAAAGUAGAUUUAAUUUUCAGCUACGAUAAAACAAACUCAGAGUUUAUAAAAGAUGUGAUAAGAGUUUUUAGUAGCAGCUGUAAAUAACUAAAAAUAUUGAAUUUGACCAUCUAAGGUAAUGAUUAAACAAAAAAUUCAAACUAAAAAGCUGAUAAUGAUAAUUAAAAGUAUUUAUUUGAAAAUAUUUUAUCGAUUUUGGAGUAGAACCUAUUAUGCAUCUAACUAAUUUUCUUUAACUAUGUAUAGAUAAAAUUAAGCUCAUUAAAUAAUAAUAUAUUUUCUACAUUUGCUUCUAAAUAACCUAAUCUCAAGCUAUUUAUCUUGAAAAUUGAUGAAGAGAAAACUUUAUUAAAAAAUAAAUUUUAUGAAAUGGUUAAAUCUUUAAAAAAAAGAUAAUGA